UAUUCAUAUUAAGCACGCAGGUUACAGAUUUUACUACAAUUAAUAUCUUUAUAUCAGUCACUGCUUUUGGAACCAAUUUUGAUUUGACUAUGGCAUGGCAUCUUUUGGAAAAAUUUAUUGAACAAGUAAGCCAGCAUUCAACGCUGAUUGGAAAAUUUUGGACAACAUUUUUCUUUGUACUUCGACUUUUGGUUGUGAUUUCAAUAUCGGACCAAGUUUUCAAGGAUGAUGAAGACGAAUUUGUUUGCAACACAAUCACGCCCGGAUGUGAAAAUGUCUGUUUUAAUCAUUUCUCCCCGAUCUCACUUUUACGAUUGUGGGCAUUGCAAUCGCUCAGUGUUUCGAUUGCCAGUGUCAUGUUCAUUGUCUACACUGCGCAUAAAAUGGCGAAAAUUGAACAAGCUAAAGAAAUAAAAAAGAAACAGAAAAUGGAAAAAAUGGCAAGACGAAAGAAUUCAAGUCUACCGCCAGAUUACAACAAGAUUAUAUAUGGGAACGGCCGUGUUGUGAAUGUUAAUGAAACGAGUCCGAAAGAAUCCACGAUAUCUCCCUCUGAAGAAGAUAAGAAUAAAAAUGAAAGUAAGGAAAAGAAAAAAGAUGAAAAGAAGGAAGAAAAGAAGAAUGACGUCGUUGCAGCGAAAUUAAAAAAUGAUAACCCACCAAGACUUUUUCUUGCGUAUGUAGCUCAGGUCGUAGUUCGUAUGAUUAUAGAAAUCGUGUUUCUUGUCAUACAAAUGAGAAUAUAUGUUUUUAAAUUCGUUGUUCCGGAAUUGUUCAAAUGUGGCAGAUGGCCUUGUCCGAAUAUUGUCGAUUGUUUUAUUUCUAGACCAAUGGAAAAAACAUUUCUCAUUUGGAUUAUGUUUACGACUGCGAUCAUCAUGAUCGGUCUCUGUAUUCUUGAUCUUCAUCACAUUGGAUUUGGAAACAUCUACGCGGCAUGGGAAGGAAGAAGGAAUGACAUCACUAAACAAUAUAAAAGCGUGACCAACAACGUUCCUGUCUUUGCUCCGGUAUAUGGACGUCGCCGUCUAUACAGAGGAUAUCCUGAGGCAGUAGGAAUCCCAUCGCUAUUGGCCUACCCAGCAAGAACGCAAACGUAUUCCAGUAGCCUGGACACCAGUGUGUACGAUGAGCAUACGUAAAUAUCCCAACAAAAACCUUAGAGGUGAUAAAAUGAUAUCCAUUGAAGAGCAAGAAUGCCUACUUUUUUUUCAUCUUUAGCAUUUGUUUUACAAGAUUUAACAGCCAUACAUAAUAAAAUCGUUAUAACUUGGCAAAUCAAAAAAUACAGUCAGAAGUAACUCACGUCCAUUACAUUACCAAUCAGUAUGCGGUGCGUGCCAUCGUAGAUCACUGUCCGAUGCGAGGUGCCCGUCGUCGUAUAGCGAGGCUGUUAAUUUAUCGCCUUAAUGAGUUGUAUUUCAUUUGUGGCACGUAUUUGACUGUUUUAUGCUAUGGUGCUGACAUGGCGAC
Messenger RNA from Styela clava, 1473 nucleotides. The record is from RefSeq and is a predicted model, not a curated record. NCBI's taxonomy places the organism in Eukaryota, Metazoa, Chordata, Ascidiacea, Stolidobranchia, Styelidae.